UGAAACGUCUUUUUCGGCGGUCUUUUUCGCAAACAAAGCGUGCUUUCUCUACUUCAGCUGCAAAUGCUACCAAAGUAGCUGUCCUUGGUGCCGCCGGAGGUAUCGGGCAACCACUUUCACUUCUUCUCAAGCUUAACGAAUCAAUAUCUCAUUUGUCUCUUUACGAUAUUGUGAAUGCACCUGGUGUUGCCGCUGACUUAAGCCAUAUCAACACCCAUAGCAAGGUCACUGGUUACGCCCCUGAUAACGAUGGUCUUAAACAUGCAGUCACAGACGCUACAAUAAUUGUUAUUCCAGCUGGAGUUCCUCGUAAACCUGGCAUGACUCGUGAUGAUUUGUUUAACACUAAUGCAGGAAUUGUUAGGGAUUUGGCUACAGCUGCUGCACAAUAUGCACCUAACGCGUAUAUGGCUGUCAUAUCGAAUCCUGUUAACUCUACUGUGCCAAUUGUCUCGGAAAUAUUCAAAAAACAUAAAGUCUAUGAUCCAAAAAGAAUUUUUGGUGUUACGACGUUGGAUAUUGUUCGAGCUUCUCGUUUCGUAUCCGAAUUGAAGAGUACUGAUCCUAAAAAUGAGAAUAUCGUAGUAGUUGGUGGACAUUCUGGUGUGACCAUCAUCCCCCUUAUAUUUCAAUCUGGCUCGAAAUUCACAGAUGACGAAUUGAAAGCUCUAACGCACAGAAUACAAUUCGGUGGUGACGAAGUGGUUAAAGCUAAAGCCGGAACUGGUUCUGCAACACUUUCCAUGGCUUUCGCAGCUGCUCGCUUCACCAACUCUCUACUUCGAGCACUAAAAGGUGAGAGUGGUGUCAUUGAGCCUGCUUACGUGAAAUCUCAUUUAUUUGAAUCUAAGGGAAUAGAUUAUUUCGCGUCAAAUGUCGAAUUAAGUCGUGAGGGUGUGGGUAAAAUUCACGAUUUAGGUCCAUUAAGUCAAUAUGAAAAAGAGCUCUUAGAAGCUGCUUUACCUGAAUUAAAGAAGAAUAUCGAAAAAGGGGUUGAUUUUGUUCAUAAAUAA
Molecule: messenger RNA, 1013 nt
Organism: Racocetra persica
Lineage: Eukaryota; Fungi; Glomeromycota; Glomeromycetes; Diversisporales; Gigasporaceae
Source: the annotation of a GenBank genome assembly